This is a messenger RNA of Tupaia belangeri chinensis (Chinese tree shrew), 2255 nucleotides long. It is a transcript of the gene MRRF, whose product is annotated as mitochondrial ribosome recycling factor. Lineage: Eukaryota; Metazoa; Chordata; Mammalia; Scandentia; Tupaiidae. Gene Ontology annotation, biological process: translation. Gene Ontology annotation, cellular component: mitochondrion. Gene Ontology annotation, molecular function: ribosomal large subunit binding. The record is from RefSeq and is a predicted model, not a curated record.
GUUCCGUGACGUCACGCCGCCCGCGCCGCUGCCGUCGCCGUGCUCGCGCGAGUCUCUCCCCAAUAACCUGGGCUGUAGCUGCGGAUGUGCACAAGGUUUGCCUUCAGUCAUGGCCUUCGGAUUAAAGUGUUAUCGCUUGGUCCACCCUGCCUUUCGCAGUUACCUUGCAGCCUUGACCAGACCUGUUACAGAAGUUACACCAAGAAUAAUGAAUGGAAGACAGCCUGACCAUAGGCAAUUCGUGGCCUGUGCAGCUGUUCCAAGUCGCCAUUUUGCCACCAAGAAAACCAAAGCCAAAGGGAAGGGACAGUCCCAAACUAGAAUGAAUAUUAACACUGCCUUGGUUGAAGAUAUAAUCAACUUGGAAGAGGUUGAUGAAGAAAUGAAGUCUGUGAUGGAAGCACUCAAGGAUAAUUUCAAUAAGACUCUCAAUAUAAGGACCUCUCCAGGAUCCCUUGAUCAUAUCACUGUGGUAACUGCUGAUGGGAAACUUGCUUUAAACCAGAUUAGCCAGAUCUCAAUGAAGUCGCCACAGCUGAUUUUGGUGAAUAUGGCCAGCUUCCCAGAGUGUACAGCUGCAGCUAUCAAGGCUAUAAGAGAAAGUGGAAUGAAUCUGAACCCAGAAGUGGAAGGGACGCUAAUUCGGGUCCCCAUUCCCAAAACACAGGGAAAUGCUGGUGAAACUGGCCAAACAGAACACAAACAAGGCCAAAGACUCCUUACGAAAGGUUCGCACCAACGCAAUGAAUAAGCUGAAAAAAUCAAAGGAUAAGGCCUCGGAGGAUACCAUUAGGCUCAUCGAGAAACAGAUCAGCCAAAUGGCCGACGACACAGUUGCAGAGCUGGACAGGCAUCUGGCAGUGAAGACCAAAGAGCUCCUUGGAUGAAAGUCCAUCAGAGCUCAGCAGCACUCCAGAGUGUGGCUUCUCGUGAUCCCAUGGAUGACAAAUUGGCAACUCUCCCCGCAUCCACGUGGAAGGCUGUCACUGUGCUGUCAGUCCUUGUGAGGCCCAGCUUCCAGUGGGACACACACUUGUUCUCUUCCACCUCUGCCCACUGCAUUGGGCCUGGGCCUUCUGGCAGCAGCCCGUCACAGAGACCAUCUGCCGCUGGCACGGGGCCUUCACCCGGGGCAUUCACCUUCACUGUCAUGUCGCCAAGGGACUGGAGCCAUUGGCAGACUGAGCAGACAUGAGGCUUGUGCCUCAUCUCAGGAACCUCCUCUUCAGACAAUUAGUCAGGUCCUGUCUCUGACUUGGACCUCUUCUUGGACUGAUAGGGCCUUCAUCUGUGCCUGGACACAUUUGCUAGAGGCUCAUUUGUACCAGACAAUAAAAUCUGAAUGAAUUGGAUUAACAACCACAAGGGGAAGGACAGAGUUGAUCUGGAUUGAUGAUCUCUAUGGUUUUGUCUAUAGUAAAGCAACCAGCACAGUACUUUUGCCUCUGGGUCAUCCUCGUACAUACUCUCCUCUGCAUGGACCACUGGACCUCUUCCACUCCUUGCCUGGCCCAUCGUGGUUGCCUUCCCAGUCUUAGCUUGGAUAGCACGUCUUCUGAGAAGUCUUCCUUUCUCCUGACUGGGAUCACUGCCAUCCAUCCUCGUAGCAUGGUCUCCUGCUUUUAAUUUGAACCCUAAUGAUUCUUUUUGCUCAGUUGUCUGUAUAUCCCCAGAAUGAAGCACGACACCGGCUCAUAGCGGACAUUCACGUCUGUGUGUUCGUGUUGUGAAUAAAUUGCUCAUAGUAGCUGCUUGGCAAAUGCUGGCUUCUUUUAUUUCUUGUCUUAACUCUUUUUUUCUGCCGCUUUCUACUCUUGUCCUUAUUUUCAACAUUUACUUAGGAAUGAAAUAUCCUUCCCCCAGGGCCUGCCUAUUGUGGGCACAAGUGGUUUGUUGUGGCUCUUUGUGGAGAACUAGAUUAAGUUAGUUGGAUUUUGUUGCCUUUGUUUUCCUUUCUCUUCUCCUUUCUUCUCUUGUCCUCCUCCUCUCCCUUCCUCCAUUCACCAUCUGACUGCCAUCGUGAGCUAGAUGCAGUCCUAGGCAUUAUUGGUAAUCUUCACAGUGAACUUGAGAGAUGUGUAUUAUUUCCAUUUUACAAACAGGAAAACUGAGACUUGGCAAAAUUAGGUUAUUUGCCUUAAGUAACAAAGCUGGCAAGUGCUGGAGGAUUCCCAUUAUUCACUGCAGGUCCCACUACCGAAGGGAUGUUUCUUGCCCUGGGCUACACAGCUAGUAAGUGACAGAGCUAAGUUUCA